AUGGUCGCUGAAGAAUUGAUAAAGCAGGGGCAUCAAAUCAAAAUGGAGGAACAAGAUUCCUCAGUCCCUGAACCAGGGGAACAAAGGGAAAAAGCAGAUUGUCUCAAAACAGAGGGGGCUGGUGAGAUGUUAUCUGGGGAAUCUCUACAGCUCAUGAAGCAAGAGCCACCGGAAGAGCCAUCCCGAAACUGGGAUGCCCAGUUGCAGGAAUUCCUGAAGACACUUCAGGCUUCUUGUUCUCAAGGGAACGGCCCACAGCUACCUGAACCGAGGCAGCAGAAUGAUAGCAGAACAUCUCCAGAGCCUUCCGAAGGAGUAACGGAGGCCACCAAGUGGCCCAGUGGAUUGUGGGCUUCCCAACCCCAGCCGAUUCCCAUUGGAGGUGUAAAGCAGGACCAGCAGCCCACGUGCCGCGGGAAGGAGAAGAAGAGAGUCCUAACUGGAGAUGCCAUUGGGGCAGAGGUGCAGCGGCAGCAUUUCAGGAAACUAUGCUAUCAAGAAGCCGAGGGCCCUCGAGAGACUUGCAGGCAGCUUCUGGAGCUUUGCCAUCAGUGGCUGAAGCCCAAGAAACACACCAAGGAGCAGAUCCUGGACCUCCUGACUCUGGAGCAGUUCAUGGCUGUCCUGCCACCAGAGAUGCAAUGCUGGGUCAGGGAAAGUGAUCCACAGAACUGCACCCAGGCAGUGAGCCUGGCGGAGAAUUUCCUUCAGGUACAGCAAGGUGUCAAAGGCUGGGAAUGGCAGAUUAAGGGUUCAUCAGAAGAGGUGUUUGUAAAUCUACCCAAGACAAGCAAGGAAUUGCCAGAUGCAGCAAAGAAGCCACGUUUCACCGAAGCCGAGCAGUGUGUUGAUGGAAGCACAAAUGUUUCAGGCAAUGGGUGGCCAAGUGAAAAUGAUGAGCAGAAGCCUUUCCUGAAGAGCCCUGAGGAAGAGGAACCAGAGAAAAUGUCCUUGGAAACAGCCAAAGAGAACAAUACCCCAUGUGGUGGAGAAAGCGAUGAGAAUCAGUGCAGGGCAGACAGGCAGAACAGAAACGACAAGAAAGAAGUGGCAGAGCCUGUUUUUUCUGAAGGCACUUGCAAACGUCUCAAUGAAGCCAUAGUCCAGCAGCAGGGAAAUGAAGUGAAAGGUGAAGCGUACAAGGAAAGCUUGACUCAAAACUUGCACCAUCUUACAGGCGAGAGCAACCAUACGGGAGAGAAACCAUACAAGUGCUGGCACUGCGGCCAGAGUUUUGCUAGCAGCUCCGAUCUUAUGUCCCACGAGAGAAUUCAUGUGGGGGAGAAACUGUAUAAAUGUGCCCACUGUGGAGAAAGUGAGAGAACCCACACGGGGCAGAAGCCGCAUAAAUGCUCAUACUGUGGGACUACCUUUGGGUGGGGAAUCCAUGCUGGUGAGAAGCCUCAUACCUGCUCGGAGUGUGGGGAAAGUUACAAUCAGAGAUCGGAGCUUCUUAAACACCAGAGGACUCACGUGAGGGCGAAACCUUACAAAUGCGAUGUGUGUGGGAAAAACAUUGCAAGCAUCUCAAGCCUCAACGUCCACCAGAGAAUCCACACAGGUGAGAAACCAUACAAAUGCUCGCAAUGUGGAAAAUGUUUCCGUUCAAGCUCUUACUGCACGAUGCACAAGAGAAUCCACAAAUCAUUGUGCUCAUACUGUGGGAAAAGCUUCAAUCAAAAGUCGGACCUCGCCGAGCACGAGCGAACCCAUGCGCCAAAGGAGGCGUUGGCAUGCUUUGCCUGUGGGAAAGCUUUCAGUGUCAGUGCGGAACUGGUUGCACAUGUCCGGAACCACAAAGAGUCACCUUUUGAAUGCUCGGUCUGUGGGAAGACCUACCAGAACAGUUUGCAAUGGGCCGCUCAUCAGAAAGUCCAUUAG
This is a messenger RNA of Euleptes europaea (tarantolino), 1881 nucleotides long. RefSeq names its product zinc finger protein 397-like. Lineage: Eukaryota; Metazoa; Chordata; Lepidosauria; Squamata; Sphaerodactylidae. The transcript is spliced from 3 exons. The coding region runs from base 1 to 1881 and encodes 626 amino acids. Gene Ontology annotation, biological process: regulation of immune system process; negative regulation of transcription by RNA polymerase II; regulation of cytokine production. The record is from RefSeq and is a predicted model, not a curated record.